Anguilla rostrata (American eel) is the source of this 4432-nucleotide messenger RNA. RefSeq names its product forkhead box protein I3-B-like. Gene Ontology annotation, biological process: regulation of transcription by RNA polymerase II; cell differentiation; anatomical structure morphogenesis. The record is from RefSeq and is a predicted model, not a curated record. The coding region runs from base 2484 to 3632 and encodes 382 amino acids. Gene Ontology annotation, molecular function: DNA-binding transcription factor activity, RNA polymerase II-specific; RNA polymerase II cis-regulatory region sequence-specific DNA binding. Lineage: Eukaryota; Metazoa; Chordata; Actinopteri; Anguilliformes; Anguillidae. The transcript is spliced from 2 exons.
GUGUGAAGAGAAACUUGCCCUCUAACGGAAAGUGCGCGUGAGCGUUGGACUGCUAACCUUUUGGUUGCAGCGCGAGAUAUUUCCCACAUAGUCCAAAUUCCAUGGUGCGAACUAAUAUAGAGCUAGACUAAUAACGAUUAAUGGCCUAUUCAUUAAUACCUCAUUAGUCCUCUUAAUUAUAGGCACCUAAUUAGACCUCCUAAAUAAAAUACUUGCAGUAAUGUUUUGCUAACCUCUGAUAAUUUUGUCCGUAGACCUAAGAAUGAACGUGAGAUGAUUGUCACUAAAUCUGUUUUAGUCAAUUCCUCGGUAUUUGAAUUUAGUGUUUACAGGAUAACGAGCAUCAGAAUUCAGGAGACACCCCAGGACUGCAUUUAAAUUCAUAACAAUAAUAAUAAUAAUAAUAAUAAUAAUAGGCCUCGUAUAGCCUACUCCGAAAAAAACAAUGAAACAUAAUCAGUGGUCACCAGAGAUCACUCUAAGAUUACUAUGGAUUUUUAUUUUUUAAUUUUUUAAAUUCUGAUUAGAAAUAAACUAAUGGAUUUUCCCAAAGUCGAUUGCUGAAGUGGGUCUAAUAGUCCUACGUAUUUUUAAAUGUUAUAUUAUUUUGUUUUUUUGUGUAAAAUUAAAACACUUUCGGAGGCUAAUCCCGUGAUCAUGUUGCCAAAAGUAGGCCUAACCCUUAGUGUCACGCAGAUUUAGGCUACCAGUCAGAGUUGCUGCAACAUCUGUAGCCUAUUCAAUUUUUAACAUACGUUUACCUUUAGUUCUAUAUUGCUACAGUAGCUUUCUCUGUAAACUACACCGGAUUAGUUGGUACCGUAGGUGGUCAAAUGAAAGGUAGCCUAGAAUCCGAUAAACUGAUUGAGAAAGUUAUAAUCUUCAAAAUAAGUACUUGUAGCAUGGCCAUUGAUUAAAUACGUUUAAAAAUAAUAUAGCCUACGUAGCCUACUAUCCCUGACAAAUUUUUAAAGAAAACAGAAAAGAAAAAGCAAAGCAAACAUAUUAACAGUCGAUAAAAUCUUCCUUUAAUUAGUAAUAAUGGCUCAUUCUGCGCGUGUAUUUUCAGCCCCAUGGGUGCUGCUAUGUUAUGCAAAUUUAAAAGCGGGGAAGGGUUGAAAGAAUUGGAAGAAUUAAUGAAUACGAAAAAGUCCUUUGGCUACUUAAUAUGGGUAUUUUCUGCGAUAAGUAGGUGUUGACGAGCAGUUACGUAAAUGAAGGUUGCAACUGUCCGCCUCUUGCGUCUAACUUGUUCAGACAUACGAAAACGUUGAGCUCAGGCUACAUAGGCUAUAGCCUACAUUAAAUACCUCACUAUGAUUUCAACGCAAAAACCGUUCACAGUGUGCGCAUAAACUAACGAUAGAUCAUGGUGAAAUAAUUCGUAAAGGUUUGUUUCAUGGUAGUGUGUGGCGUUUAACCCAGAAUGAGGAAAAAAAUGAAUCAAAGAGCCCGUGUCAACUGCGGGGGUAUUAGAGCAGGUGGUGCACCUGUUUUUCAUUCGUUCUUUCCAUUGUCUUCAAAGGUUGAACUCCCUUUCUAAAGAUUUCUAAAUUGAAGUUUUUACAGAUCAAUAAAAUACAAAUAAAUACGUAAGUUAGUAAAUACAUAAACAAUACAUAACCGUGACUCAUCAAUUAACAAGCAUCAAUACGAAUGAACUGUGAGAUUAAUUUGAGAGAAAUUCCUAUGAGACGCCAAACGAUACACAUGAGAGAAAUGAAACACACGUAUUUACUGAGAAAUGAAGUACUGUCACACUUUCGCUAUCAAUCAUAAGAUAAGGCUAAAGUAUGAUCAUUAUACAGAUCAGAUCACAAAUUUAUUUAUUUAUUUAUUUAUUUGCAAAAACACGUUGAACAUUUUUGGGGAGAGGGGGUAAAAAUACCUGAAAUGAAUAUGAACAUACUUGAGUCAGUAUGUAAUGCAACGGUGCAACUCAAUAUGAUGACUACUAUGUAUUUUUUAUGAUUAUGUAAUCCAGCUAUAAUCCUCUGCCAUUGAUUAUAUGUUCUAUUGUCCGUUUAUUAACGAAAAGAAACAGAGAAAGUGUUCAGGCUUGAAAAAAACUGUGAAAAAAGUAAUCUCAGGAUUCCUAGUGGAAUUUUUCUCCACUCAGCCAGAGGGAUUCUUCAGAAUUGCCAGAGACGCACAAAGAAAGACAUUAUGACACUCAGAGGCAUUCAGCCAAUCAGGGACAAUGAGGGUGUCGCCUCUAUGGUAUAAAGGGAGCAGGUGGAGGCAGGUGGCAGAUUGUGACACACCUGACAUUCCUGAAUUUGCAGGGCACAAGUGUCUGAAUCAGGGACGAGGACAGACAGAGAGAGAAAGAGACAUAGAGAGAGAGAGAGAGAUUUUAUUACAUUUCCUUGUGGGGCAGAAGAUUUUUGUGGUGGAGAGUGAGGUCUUUCACCGGUACCCAAACAGCAGAAGAAGAAAUCAGCUGACGAGUGCAACUCCAGAAGAGACUUUUGGGGGUGAGCAUGAUGACGUUCGAGCAGCAGGGCCAGUCGCCCCCACUCUGUGGGACGCAGGUCCCCAGUCUGGGGCAGGAGUCCCCAGAACUCAGCCUGUACAGCGACAGCUACUACACCUCGCCAUCUCUACCCAGCCCCCAGCAGGUGGCCCCUUCCACUUACGAUAUGGGGGACUAUGCUACCCCCCCUUCGAACCCCUACUUGUGGUUCAAUGAUUUUGGGGUCAACAGCACUCCUUAUGUUGGUGGGGGUCCUGGGGUACCUGCUGCCCCCUUUAUCCCCCAGUACUUUGGUAUGCAGGGGGCCUACCCAUACUUUGGUGGGACGGGGGUAGGGGGUGGCGAGGUGGGCUGGUUUUCCAUGCCCUCCCAGGAGGAGCUGAUGAAGCUUGUCAGGCCCCCGUACUCCUACUCCGCCCUUAUAGCCAUGGCGAUACAAAGGGCCCCCGAUCAGCGAAUCACACUGAGCCAGAUCUACCAGUAUGUGGCCGAAAACUUUCCCUUCUACAACAAGAGCAAGGCAGGCUGGCAGAACUCUAUCCGCCACAACCUCUCACUCAACGACUGCUUCAAGAAGGUGCCCCGUGACGAGGACGACCCAGGCAAGGGUAACUACUGGACCCUGGACCCCAACUGCGAAAAGAUGUUUGACAACGGAAACUUCCGCCGCAAGAGGAAGAGGAAGUCUGACUCCCAGGCGGUCGAUAGCAGGGACGGAGGGGCCAGGGGCGCAGAGUCCGGAGAGGGGAGCAGGGGAAGCAGCCCCAAAAUCCCCAGUAUCUCCAGCACCCCAGAGAGAGGCCCCUCCCCCGUCUCCUUGGGAACCUCCCACUGCCUGAACAACUUCCUGUCUGAGGUGUCCGGACUGGUGACGGGGGGGUCAGGUUUGGACUUUAAUCCCCUUAGUCAACCAUCACCCCUUGACCUGCCACUAGAGGGGCCCCCGGGGGUCACACAAUUCGGGGGGUUCGGCUCUUAUUCCCCCGACGCCACCGUACCGCAGUGGGAGUCUCUGCCUGCGAUGUCCAGCCUGCAGUCCUCAGCUACGCCCUCCCCUGGGGCCUACAGAGGCUCGCUGCUCAGCCAGUUCAGCCAUCUCUACCCGAGUCUGGACUCCCCCGCGGCGCUGUACCCCCAGAGCGGCACGGAGGUGUGAACACGACGGCUGCGGGUGUGCUGGCGCACAACGUGCAAGCUGCCAUGCCCCGGGGGAAACCCCCCCUCCCUCCCUCCCUGCCUGAAAUCAGAAGCGCCCCUCUGCAGCUGGGAACGUGGAGAGGGGCGAGGACGGUCUCGCUGCGGAGCGAGAUUCGGCUCCCACAGGAACACCUGACUCAGCAGGGCACAGGCGCAGGCUCCCACGCUUCCCAGCGUGUGAGCGCUCUCGCAUUCCAAUCUCAAGCAGGGCCGGCUGCUGACAUCAUCGCAACCCAGACAAGAAUCCCAACCGCUUCCUUCUUCCCUUCACCUCCGGUUGUCAUGUCAACAUUGUAAACAAACCUCUGUACACCUGACUCUGUAACUGUUUACACAAAACUACAAAACCCGAGGUUCCAGUAGCCUCCUUUUGGCACUUGCAGAAUUGCUGGUCAUUUCUCAGUGGCCUGAUGGUAAUAUUACUGAGCAGAUACAUUGGAACAGACUGACAGUACAAAGGGACAAAAUGUGUUGAAUUCAGCAUGACUCAAAAUGUGUGCCCAUAGCUUGCUGAAAUGUGAUAAUUUGACAACCUUAUUGGUUUAAGUAUUUAUGUAUUUUUUAUCUGUUUGAAAUGUUUUUUUCUGGUUUAUAUAUAUAUAUAUCCAGAUAUAUUGUCUGGGUAUUUAUGGAAUGAUUGUGCGGGCAACAUGAAAAGCGUUGCUCUCUGUAAAUUUUUGUUUAUGUGUGUGAUAUCCAUCUGGGCUGUUAAUGGCCAAAAUGGCACAAUGUUUGAAAAAUAAAAAUGUGAAACGAAAA